GCCGCGCUCCGGGGCCUCCCGGCGGGCUCCGCAGCGGCAGCUGGGGCCGGGCCUGGGCCCGGGGCGCGCCCCCCUGCGCCUCGGCCUCGGCCUCCGCCUCUGCGGCCUCCGCGGCCUCCGCCUCAACAGCAGUGGUAGCCGCGGCGGCCAUUCAUUGUGGGCCAGGCCGCCCCAGCCGAGCGCCGAGGAAGCGCACGGCGCAGCCGGCAGGGAGGAAACGGCCUCGGCCCCGCCCCUUAGGCAAGCUUAGCUGCGCUCCGAGCGCUUUAGUUCGCGCCGGCUUCUUCCUCCAGGGUCUCUGUUCUCUAGACUGUCUACUUUAGUUGCGUGGCUGUGGGGCAGGUUGUUGUUCCCGGUGCAGUUUUAAGCUCUCUAUGGGAAAUGAGGUUUCGUGGACCUGAGGAAACUCGCUCAAGAUCGCACAGAGGGAAGUGACGGUGAAUGCCAGGAUUUUUAAGCGUAGGCUCAAAAGGUCAAUAAAGCUAAGAUUUAAGGUGCUUACGCGAUGGCAAGUUCUGUUAGCAUUUUACACUAACUCGGAUAAUUAUGUUUCAUAACGUUGAAGCGGUCUGGCUACUUUUCAGAGGGGGAAGCAGAGUCAAGUGCAAAUGGUUGGGACUGGAGAGAAUACUCGGCGUAUACUGACUGCCCUUGCAGUAUAGGAUUCAGUUCCCAGCACCACGCCAGGUGGCUCACAGUUGUUUACAGUGCUAUGCUCCAUCACCUCUUUGCCCUUCGGGGAUUUGCACACAAGCGCACAUACCUACCUACAUACACAGACAUUAAGAACAAGAUAAAUCUAAAACAAAGCAAGUACUGCCGGGCCUGGUAGUUAAUGUCUGUAAUCUCAGCAUCUGGGAGACUGAAGCAGGAAAAUCUGACGAGUUCUAAGCCGCCCUGGGCUAGGUAGUGAGUUUCAGAACAACCUGGGCUAAGAACCUUUUACACCCCAGUGAGAGAGAGACAGAGAGAGAACUUUCGAGGCGAGCUGGACAGCUCACAUCACGAUGGCCACACUCCCUGCCUUCAUACUUAGACCAAAACUCAGAGGGCUUACUGUCUUAAGUGGCUCCUUUGCACACUUCCCGGGCAUUAGGUUGUUUAUCUUGGAAGCUAAGAUUCUUAUUUACAGGUAGGAAAUGAGUUACAUUUUAAGUAACUUGUUCAAAAGCGUAUGUGAUGGGACUGAGAUUCAAAGCCAGUGAAUCCUAUUCUAGAGCCUGAGUUAACCUGUAAAAUGCACACAGGGGCAUCUAAAGAUGCCAAGUUUCUCCGGCUUUUGCCCUGAACUAAACUGCAAUGAAACGCCUUUAUAGAAGAAUUGCACUAUUAAAAAUGACCCAUGUAGCAAACUCCGCGCACUUCCCUUCCGGGAAGAAUGUUGAUCCUGGUCGCUCACCGUGAGUCGUGUCGUUAAUUGGUCAGCUGUUUUCAUGUGAUCGGCCCGCCCUCUUUGCCAACAUGGCCGCUCCCAGGUCCUAGUGCGCGAGGCGUGCACCACGACUUGUGUCCUGUGAGCAGAGGAGGGUUGAGGCGCCCGUGGAUGUCCCACGCGAGGACGGUCCUGUGGCUAGGCCGCCCUCUCCGUCCGGCCCGCAUCCUCUGUAGAGCUCAGUUCAUGGAACACAAGGCACAGGGGCCGCCCUCUCCACCAGCGAUGGAGAACGGCACACGGCCCCGCGAAGAGCGCCCACCCGCGGCCUCGGAGGCGACUAUCGCCGAGGGCGCCGCCAAGAUCGUCUUCCCCAACGCCAACGAGGUUUUCUAUAACCCGGUGCAGGAGUUCAACCGGGACCUGACAUGUGCUGUGAUCACUGAGUUUGCUCGAAUUCAUCUUGGGGCCAAGGGAAUCCAGAUCAAGGUACCAGGAGAGAAGGACAUGCAAAAAGUGUGUGUGAACUUGUCUGAGCAAGAAGAGGAAAAGGCUGAACAGAAAAAGGAUGAAAACCUGACCUCAGGAGACCAGCCUCGGACAGUUGCAGUUGGUGAGAUCUGUGAGGGAGGUCUACGGGUGCUGGAAGGCCUGGCAGCCUCUGGUCUCCGUUCCAUCCGAUUCGCUCUAGAGGUUCCUGGCCUCCAGUCUGUGGUCGCCAAUGAUGCCUCUGCCCGGGCCGUAGAGCUUAUAGACCGAAACGUGCACCUCAAUGGUGUGGCACAUCUUGUACAGCCCAACCAGGCAGAUGCCCGGAUGCUGAUGUACCAACACCAAAAGGCAUCUGAGCGUUUUGAUGUCAUUGACCUGGACCCUUAUGGCAGCCCUGCCCCCUUCCUGGAUGCAGCAGUGCAGGCUGUGAGUGAUGGAGGACUUCUGUGUGUCACCUGCACGGACAUGGCAGUAUUGGCAGGGAAUAGCGGAGAGACGUGCUACAGCAAGUAUGGGGCCAUGGCCCUCAAGAGCCGGGCCUGCCAUGAAAUGGCCCUGAGAAUUGUGCUGCAUAGCCUGGACCUGCACGCCAACUGCUACCAGCGCUUCGUGGUGCCGCUGCUCAGCAUCAGUGCUGACUUCUAUGUCCGGGUUUUUGUGCGCGUUUUCACAGGCCAGGCCAAGGUUAAGUCCUCAGCCAGCAAGCAGGCCCUGGUGUACCAGUGUGUGGGGUGUGGCGCCUUCUACCUGCAACGCCUUGGCAAAGCGUCGGGAGACCCUGCUGGCAGGGUCAAGUUCUCUGCUGCCUGUGGUCCUCCAGUGACCCCUGAGUGUGAACACUGUGGACAGCGACACCAGCUUGGAGGCCCCAUGUGGGCAGACCCCAUCCAUGACCUGAACUUUGUGGGCCGAGUUCUUGAGGCAGUGACCACUAAUCCUGGCCGCUUCCACACCUCCAAGCGCAUCCAAGGUGUCCUGAGUGUUGUUACUGAGGAACUUCCUGAUGUCCCUCUCUACUACACACUGGACCAACUGAGCAGCACCAUCCACUGCAACACACCCCGCCUCCUGCAGCUCCGGUCAGCUCUCCUCCAUGCUGGCUUCCGAGUCUCUCUCUCCCAUGCUUGUAAGAAUGCGGUGAAGACAGACGCUCCCCCGCUAGCUCUCUGGGACAUCAUGCGUUGCUGGGAGAAGGAGUGUCCGGUGAAACGGGAGCGGCUGUCGGAAACCAGCCCGGCGUUCCGAAUUCUGGCCGUGGAGCCCAGGUAUGGACAGACAUGCAGGAGGGACGAGCCACCUCACAGGCAUAGCAGGCCAGACAGACGCUGUCGGAGGGAAAUCCAGAACCACUGUCCCCUUCUGUCCUCACCCAGUACCCUUCCCACUCUUCUGCCUGGCUCCCCUUCAGCCAUAUGGACCCUUCCAUGGCUGGCUCUUCCUCAUAGCAGCCUGAACUCAGCACACAGUCUGGCCCGUCCCUUCUCUCUCACUUCAGAGAACGCUUCUGGACUGGACCACCCUGCCAAGCAUUGCAUCCUGACUUAGAUCUUUUACCAAAGUAGCUAUUGAGUGGCAUGUCCUGACACAGUACAACAUUAUUUUUUAUUGCUCUGUGGUGCUGGGGAUGGAACCCAGAGCCUUGUGCAUGCUGGGCAAGCCCUCUGCUGGGCCAUCCCCCUAGCCUUGGUUACUUCUGGUGUGUCUUGUUGCUUGUCUGUCUCUGGUGCUGCAAAUCCAGCUCCAUUGAGACAGAUCCAGGGCACUUUGUCAGAAAUUCACUAGGAAAUCCAGGUGUUACUCAGCAAAUGGAGGAACUCUGAGCCUGGUAGACCUAUGUGGUGCUGCCUCGGGGUGGGCGGCUUCUAGGGCUGUCUGUGUUCACCCUGCACGGCUGCUGCCUCCAGCCCCCACCCAUUUGUCCAGGCUGAAGGCCAACUUCAACAUCCGGGAAGAUGCCAACCCCAGCUCCCGCCAGCAAGGACUCACGCGCU
Molecule: messenger RNA, 3855 nt
Organism: Onychomys torridus (southern grasshopper mouse)
Lineage: Eukaryota; Metazoa; Chordata; Mammalia; Rodentia; Cricetidae
Gene: Trmt1
Product: tRNA methyltransferase 1
Exons: 14
Coding region: 1544-3409 (621 amino acids)
Biological process (GO): tRNA N2-guanine methylation
Cellular component (GO): nucleus
Molecular function (GO): RNA binding; metal ion binding
Source: RefSeq, a predicted model, not a curated record